AGAAGGGGCUUGGCGAUCUUGAUGGGGGUGUUGUUGUUGGUGUGCAGGGUUAUGAGGUUGGAGGAUCUGGUUCUUUGGGUGAGGACGAGGUUUCUGUGGGGGUUGGGGAGGUUGAGGUGUUGGAGGGUGAGGGAGUUGGAGAGGAGGAGGAGGAGGGACAGAGAGACCAUUUGGAGCAGAGGUGGGAGCAACAAGAUGGUGUUGAGGGGGAGGUCUACGAGGAACAUAUUGGAGAGGAGACGAUAGAUGAGAAGGUGGAGGUCAAGGUUGUGGUUGAUAUGGUCGAGGAGAAAGAGGAUGAGGGCACUUCUGCUCAAUGGAUUGAGGACAUCGCUGAGGACCAAGAAGAGAAACAGGUGAUUCAGCAGGUUGAGAGCCAGAAGAUCCCAGAGCUGGACGAGGUGAAACAGGAGGAACCCCAGCGGGAAGAACAGAAACCAGAGAGGGCAGCAUUGCUAGAAGAGAAACAAGAGAACACAAGAUGGGCAGACGACGAGAAGCAAGAGAAGCCCGUUGAGGAGGACAAGAAGGCCAUCACAGAAACCACCUCCAAGGCCAGUGGAACCGAAGCUGAGAAGGAAUCCAAGCAGCCCGAGCCCAAGCAAGUCGAGCCAAAACUUGCCGGGCUAUCUCAAUCCCGCUGGAGCAAUUCAUUGUCCGGCUCGAAAAAAGUCCUCGACCCGCGAGCGUCCACCUUCCAGCCAACGGAAUUUAAAUCCAGCGCGAAAAGCCAAUACCAAUUCUCCCUUCCUACGACGACUCGUCCUCAGUCUUCCACACCACUCGCCUAUACCUCCAUCGGCGUGCUGGCCUCAUCCUCAAGCAGCUCUCCCUUAUCUGCUUACUCUCCGCCGAGCAUCUUCAGCUCCAUGGGGAGAAGUACGCAGAAUUCAACCCCGUCUUAUGGCGAUUACUCUCAUAGCCCUUCCUAUGGGUACAACUACUCGACUACGUCAUCUUAUGGGAAUACACCCUCCUAUACGACUUCAUCCUCCUACGCGAACUCCUCCUAUGCGAAUACGUCUUCUUACGCAAAUACUUCCCCAUACGGGAAUACUUCUUCUUAUGGAAAUUCGUCUUACAGUUGUUACACUCCGAGUCCUUACUACAGCAGUUAUAACUAUGCUUCCGCGAGCUGAGGUUGAGGAUGGCCAAAGUCACCGAAACUUGAAAGCAGAUAUUUACCGUUGACCGGAAGUCCUGUGGCACCGGUAGAAAAAAGGAAAAGAAAACAAAAGACCGCGAUUACUUCUUUCUCUUGGCACUUGUUUAUUGGUUAUUCUUUUAUCUUACGAUUGAGCCUUUAUUGUGUGAUUCUUCUUUGUUCUUUUCUUUUCUUUUUUUGCAUUCUCUUGCUGCUUUAGCGACUAGCGUGUUGUUAUACACUUUCCGUUCUUAGACAUUUGUAUGUACA
Aspergillus caelatus is the source of this 1414-nucleotide messenger RNA. RefSeq names its product cell envelope integrity protein TolA. Bases 279 to 1139 code for a protein of 286 amino acids. The record is from RefSeq and is a predicted model, not a curated record. Lineage: Eukaryota; Fungi; Ascomycota; Eurotiomycetes; Eurotiales; Aspergillaceae. The transcript has a single exon.